AUGGCAGCAAGUAACAUAGAUUCUGUUGUGGUGGCAGAGAACCAUCAGAAUAAGGUGGAGAUGCAAAACAAAGCAACAGUUGAAAUGCUAUACAAGGGGCUAUUGGGACAAGGAACAACAGAUAUGGUAGCCCAAUUGCUAGCAAGUGACCUUGAAUGGUGGUUCCAUGGUCCCCCUCAAUGUCAACACAUGAUGAGGGUGCUAACAGGGGAAAAACCUCACAACAAUGGGUUCCGGUUCGAGCCGAGGAGUGUCACCGCCGUCGGAGACUGCGUGAUCACCGAAGGGUGGGAAGGGCAGGCCUAUUGGGUGCACGUUUGGACCUUGAAAAAUGGCCUCAUAACUCAGUUUAGAGAGUACUUCAACACAUGGCUAGUGGUGAAGGAUUUGAGGCUACCAAGGUGGGAAGAGAGGCAAGAUAACAUGACAUUGUGGCAGAGUCAGCCUCGUGAUCUAUAUCGCCGGUCACUGCCAGGACUAGUGUUAGCCAUUUAG
This is a messenger RNA of Gastrolobium bilobum, 495 nucleotides long. Its product is annotated as senescence associated gene 20-like. The record is from RefSeq and is a predicted model, not a curated record. The coding region runs from base 1 to 495 and encodes 164 amino acids. Lineage: Eukaryota; Viridiplantae; Streptophyta; Magnoliopsida; Fabales; Fabaceae. The transcript has a single exon.